GCCCAGAUCGUAAUCGUGAUUAAAAUUCGAUUAAUUGAGCAGCCCUAAUACUGGACGAGUCAGAUCCAGAUUAUUGAUUGCGUUAAUGAGCGGCUAGUCAUGAAAACAACGCUGCUGAGCGGAGGGUUAUAGACUGAAUUUAGACUGUUGAGUUUCAUUGUGACCGCUGCAAGUUUGUGCUCAAGUUGAAAUUUUGCGUAAGAAGUUACUGCCGCUAUAAAAACCGUCUGAGGGAUACACGUUGACAUCUUCAAUGCAGAGUCACACAAGGUAAGAAACUCUUUAAAAGGAGCUCCUGUUUUUGCUCUGAAUGCAGGCUGUCGCUCUUCUCCCCGCCAUCUUGACUCUCCAUCAUUUUUCUUUCUUUGUUCUUGUUUAGCAGACUUCCGUGACUCUGUCGCCUUCGAAGGAGUCCCUGCACACGCCGCCCGACGCCACUGCAGCUCCAGCCCCGCCCCCCGAGCCCUUUGAAUACUAUGACGCUGGAAACCACUGGUGCAAAAACUGUAACGCUACGUGUGGUUCCAUGUUUGAUUUUUUCACACACUUGCACAGCAAAACGCACCUAAAGACUCUGGACCCGUAUGACCGACCCUGGGCUUCCACUCCGAGCAAAAUCAAAAAGAACCAGCUGCCAGACGAGAAGCUGACUAAACCUGCUAAAGGUUCGGAGUUCCUGGUACCCGUCAGAGGAUUCUUCUGCCUGCUGUGCAGAGAGUUUUAUGGCGACGGCAUCUGUGCAGAAGAGCAUGUCACCACGCACGCUCACAACGAGAAGUAUAAGAAACAAAUGUAUGAGAACCCACUGUACGAGCAGAGGCGGAACCUGGACCGCCAGGCGGGACUGGCCUUAGAGGCAAGUGGAAAGAAACGCAAACAUGAUGACGAUGAGAAAGGCAGCAAAGAGGAAAAGUCCAAACACAAAAAAGAGAAAAAGGAAAAGGAGAAAAAGAAAGAAGAGAAUGCUUCAAAGGAGGACAAGUCCAAAAUUAAAAAGGAGGAAGACGAGGAUAAGCUGAAGCCAAGCAAAAAGGAAGAUUUUAAGAAUGCCAAGAGCCCUGAAAAGGAGUGGCCUUAUUACAGCAAGAAAAAUAAUGAUGAAAAGUACAACUACAGCAAGAAGGAUGACAAGUACCAUUACAGCCGAGAGGAAGACGAGAGGGACAGCCGGCACAGAUACAGCAGGGAUGAGGAAUAUCGGUACCAUUACCGCACCGAUGCUAAUGACCGUCCCAAAUAUGGUUCAAAAGAUGAUGGGGACAAAUUUAAAGGUGGCAAAUAUUCAGAUGCCAGAUCCAAAUAUGAGAAGGAGCGAGAUGAAUGCAAACCUAAACCUGAGAGGGAAGGUUUUAAAACGUUUGAGCCAGAGAAGCCGGCAGUCAGCAACCCCGAACCACUACCAAAACCCUACGAACCGCCCAAAAUUCUUUGUGGCCCCAGUCCGGCCAUGAGGGCCAAGCUCCGCAAGCAGAGCCUGGAGGCCGGCAAACCAACUACAGCAGCAACAACCACAUUCGGAAAGUUCAUUUGGAAGAAGAAGGAGAACGUGCUUGCAAAGGAGGCAGAGAAAGUUGCUGCAGAAUUCAUCAAAGAGGAUGAAGCUGCUGCCAAGUCCCCUUCGGUGGAAGACUCUUUUGCAAAGUCAGUAGCUGUUGCCAAAGAGAUCGCAGAGAAGCUGGGAAACAAACCAAGCGUAUCUGCUCCCUGGAUGUCCAACCGGGGACGGAUCCGACCCAACCUCCCUACACCUGCUCUAGGUCUGAGGAAGCCAACCAUGAUGGGCAGACCUGCAUCUCUGAAUACCUUUCUGUCCAUUAAACCCCAAAACCCUACUUUAGUAGAGUCUCUUCCAACAGAGGGCGCAGUACUCCCGCCUCCUCCCGUGAGUUCCGGAAAUGGUCUGCUUCAGACUAAAAUGGUCCCAUACGUUGAUAAACUUGGGCCAUUUGAGGCAGUCCUUCCCUUGUUUCAGGUUAGACCUCCACCCGUGGUGCCUGUACCAGCUGAAGUUAAAUCUACUCUGCCAGUUUUUGAACCUGCCCGAGUCCAGCCAAAUCCUGCCCCUGCUGGUGUUACAACUCCUACACCUUCUAAAUUUAAUACUACUCCACCAGUUUUUGAACCUGCCCGAGUCCAGCCAAAUCCUGCCCCUGCAGGUCUCACAACUCCUACACCUUCUAAAUUUAACCCUGCUCCACCAGUUUUUGAACCUGCCCGAGUCCAGCCAAAUCCUGCCCCUGCAGGUCUCACAACUCCUACACCUUCUAAAUUUAAUACUACUCCACCAGUUUUUGAACCUGCUCGAGUCCAGCCAAAUCCUGCCCCUGCAGGUGUCACAACUCCUACACCUUCUAAAGUUAACCCUGCUCCACCAGUUUCUAAACCUGUCCCAGUCGAUUUAAAGUCGGUCCCAGUACAGGCAAAACCUUUAACUUCUUUAGCUACCACAGCUACUCCAGCACAACCAGCCAUGAUAAAGAUUGUGUCUGACGUGGCAGCUCCUGGUGUCCCAGAGGGUGAGCAGACUCGUACGGUGUUUGUCAAACCUCCACCUUUCAUGAAUAAGUGUGAUGGAGCUCAGAAAUCGGACAAAUUUAGGAGCAACCUGGCUGCAGCCAGAGCCCAAGAUUUAUUUGGCAUCUUCUACAGCAGCAUCAGCCAAACGGGCCCCUCCUCCUUCAGCAAACCAGCAUCAGAUACUAGAGCUGAAGGCAGUAGUGGCAGUAAAAGUCCAUUUCCAGUUCCAAAAGCCCUAACACCCCAACCACAGUCCAAACCACACCCAGAAUUACAGCCCCGACCUGAGUCUCAGCCACAGUCCCAACCACAGCCCAAACUGCACCCUGAACCUGGGUCCCAGCCACAGUCCCAACCACAGCCCAAACUGCACCCUGAACCUGGGUCCCAGCCACAGUCCAAACCACAGACACAGCAACACCUUGGACUCCAGCCUGAACCACAGCCCAAGGCACAAGGUCUUACUCAGUUCCCGCUUCCAAAUGAACUCCAAAGAUCUCCACAACGAAAUCCAAAUGAGCAGCCACAAAACCCACUGACCCCAACAAACUCAGGCAUUCAAAUUAUGUCUGUCUGGUCCCUGCAGUCUGCCAAAGACUCCGCAUCUGAGUUGGCUCUACCUAAUGAAAGAAACACGCAAAUGGCUCAACCAAGAGUGUCUCCCCCGCUUCAGUGUGAGGUUCAGAGUGCACCUGAAGACCAGUCCGUGACAGCCAAAUUGGAUCCCCAAAUCUUCCCAGAGAGUCAGUCUUCCAGACUGGAGUCCCAGCUCAAACCAUGUCCUGAAAGUCAAAUAGAGCCCCAACAGUCAGAAUUAAGCAAGGUCAACAAAUUCCAUCCAGAGACUCAUUCUGACACAGAACCUGAACCCAAACCAAAAACGGGUCCUAAAACCAGGGGUAAGAAAACCCCGCCUGCUCCUCGGCCAACCCGGCAAACCCGAUCCCAAACAAGAUACCAAACCCGACAGCAGCUGAACCAGAACCAGCCUGAACCAGAACCCGAGUCAGCUUCAGGUGACACUGAUGCUGCAACUACAGACCCAAAGAACUUGGACAUGGUAGAUCCUGGCUCUGUGUCGCAGCCAGAGGCUGAGGCGUCCAGUGAGGCGAACCCUCAGAUUAUGAAGAUAACUGCAGAAACACUGGGCCUGCCCUCUGACAUGACCUCACUGGACUUUGAAUAUGAUUUUAACUUUGAGUAGGAGGUGACUGGGCUUUGUGACAUGGGGGCGGGGUUUAUUCUAACCGCUCGGCUAUCCAGAAAGGCUGAAGCCACAAUGUGUCACAUAGUUGAGGGCAUGUGAAAGUGACGAGAUAGACACUCUUGCUGAGGGACUUCACCUGUCUAAAGGACCAGAUUUAUUUAGUGUUUAAUUGAAUUCCUUUCUUCACUGUUUUCUCCAGAAUUUGUUUUUAGGUCUGAUUGAUCUCAUAGAAACGUGUCCAGGACAUUUGUCCUCACCCAGCAGUCUCCUAGUUUUGCAGCUUUUGCUUACACUUCAUAGGUUUCCAAUAGACUAAAAGAAAAAUUUAAAUACUCAAAUAAACCUGUAAACUGCUUGAUUUAUGCCAUUUUCUGUUUAAAUAACACAAUAAACCUCCUCUCUUUGAUCAUAUUUGGCAGCUGGGACCGCUGGUGUGUUGCGUUUUGGAGUUGCAUUAAAUGAAUAAUGAUUCCACCUAACAGGACUAGUGAGCUCAUGUAGAUGGCUGCCAUCCGAUCUACUCAACGAGAAACCUUAUAAAAUCAGAGCGCUCACCCGGUCUGGUUGUGAUUUGUUAGUUUUUAGUUACCGUGUACCUGUUGCUACCUGGCUCUAAAUAAUAAAAACACAAUUGCAGACUUUCAGCCUGACCCAGUCUUUGAAAUACAUAAACCAGGCUCAGUCAAGCACAGUCUUUUAUUGUAAUGACACAACUUGUCCUUUGAGGCAGCAGAGUGUCUGUCUGAGGUGCUCUCUGUUGAAAGUGGAGAUGCAGCUGACAAUGAUGAAUAUUUGGAUGAGUCUGCUAAGACUCCUGUGAAUUUCCGUACUCUGAGGUGAACCUGGAACACUUUGUAAUCCUUGAACCCUUUCACAGUUCAUCUGGACCGACUGUUUGGUUUCACCUCAUUUCUGCUUCUUGUCACAGGAAAUGUUGGCCUAGAACCUUUCGGGAAAUAAAAGAUUCCUGAAGUCAAAAAAAGCCCAACAAAGUUCAGACAGUUCAUCCCAGGGACAUUUCUUAAAUUUUCAAGCCAUCAGUGUAUUUAUUUUAUUUUUUUUAUAGGUGACCUUUCUGUUGUUGAUCUCAGACUUGCUGGAUGUCUUCCCCUGUGUAACGGGUCUGAACUGAAUCAUCUGUCUCAGAAUAGAUAAAUCUGUGGCUGGGAAAUGCUAGAAAAGAACCUGUGACCUGGACCUCAAAUUUCCUGAACCUACAGAGAAUAUGGCAUCUCAGAACACGAGGUGAGGCUUAAUUUAGCAACCAGAUCGUUAAAAGUUUCUUAGUGUCUGGGAAAUAUGUCAAUGUGAAGGUGAAGAUCUGAGUCAUGGUCCUUUCACUGGUUCUCAAUGUUUGAUCCAGCUAACCCAGAUUAACUCACUGUAAUGUACUAAAUUUGUGGUUAACCUGUUUAAGAACUUGCAGAUGAGAGGCUGUAAUCCCAUUUAGGGUCUCAAACAAAUGGUUGUAAAGCAGAGCGUAAAUUACUAAAAGGAAAUGUUCCCUCAUCACCUGUUGAACGGCCUCUUACAGAUGAAACUGAUGGUUGGAAGACUGCUCCUUCAAAGAGCACAGUGUAGUUUUGGGCGGUUCACGGUUAAGGCCUCGUUUCAUCCUGUUUCGACCUCGGAAAGCUUGUUCUGAUGCUCCUGAAUGAAACAGUUACUGGAACUGCAUCGGAUGUUCUUCGUUCAUUGUGUCUGAAACUGCUCGUUCUGUAAUGUGUUAAAGUUUUAAUAAAAGGAGAAACUCCA
This is a messenger RNA of Pundamilia nyererei, 5479 nucleotides long. RefSeq names its product zinc finger protein 318-like. The coding region runs from base 527 to 3721 and encodes 1064 amino acids. Gene Ontology annotation, biological process: positive regulation of DNA-templated transcription; negative regulation of DNA-templated transcription. Gene Ontology annotation, cellular component: nucleoplasm. NCBI's taxonomy places the organism in Eukaryota, Metazoa, Chordata, Actinopteri, Cichliformes, Cichlidae. The record is from RefSeq and is a predicted model, not a curated record. The transcript is spliced from 5 exons. Gene Ontology annotation, molecular function: zinc ion binding; nucleic acid binding.